AUGUCAAGCGGCCGCAUUGAGGAUCAAGAUCACCAUCAUCGGGCGGACGAUGACAUCGGCGACAUGAUCCGGUAUAUUCCCAUCCGCGGUGGGGAAGGCUCAGCAGGAAGAUCACAGAUCCAAACAAACGAUCAUAAUGCUAUUCAUGGGGAAUACAUGAUCGAUCCGCCAAGGAGAUCAAGCCGAGUAUCUAAGCCUACUCAGCGAUCCUCAGAAUAUGCUGUGCAUCCUGUGGCGAGUCCGGCCCAAGCAGAAAGCAAGAAGCGGAAGAAAAACCCCUCAGCUAAUAUAGAAACUUCCAACACCCUUCCUUCGACAGAAAUCUAUCACAAUGUUGGAGAAGUAUCAAGUCCGCUCUCCUUUCCCCUUGAAUACUCAGAACAUAACCUGAUCAUACCGAAGGGACGUCAACUUCGAAAAAUCACGACCUCCACCAAAGUUGCAGAUAGUAAGCCACCCAGGACUUCAUAUUCCGGAUGGUCGUGUCACAAAGCCCCACCCGGUAUCUUAUCGUUACUUCGAUUCGAUCGUCCCCCGGAGCUUCUUACAUUACCUUCGGCAUCGGCUGUAGAGGAGAGUUAUCAAGAAGCACAAGCUAGUCAAUCCGGACACCCAAAUGGUGGAGUCAAGUCUCGCCUGACCAGGAAAAGACCCGUUCAGAGGGAACAGGCAGGUCUGUUUGUCCGUGAUCGAGUUGUAGUCACAGCCAAGAAAGAUGGGUUAAAAAGGAAAGCAACCGAAAAUAACCAAGAUGAGGUACAGAUUCUACCUUUGCCUCAAACGUCUUUUCAACCUUAUCCGCAGAUAGGCAAGGGCAUUAGAUCAAGCAGAUUCUGUAAGAUCUUGAGGAUUUUAGCUGGUCUACAGAAUUCCAGAUUAAGGAGAGCAGAGGUAUUACCGCAACCUAGGAACAGACCUCCUGUUUGGGCAGAGUCUCGACAAGAGCUCUGUGAAGCUUUGCCUUACUAUCGAAGUUUCCAAUCUGGUUUAUACAUGCAUAAGAAGGUAGCGUAUGGAUAUCUACUGGAAGCUUUCCCAGCUCCGAGAGAUAUCUGGGCACAUAAAGGGAGAGUCAUCAUAUCUCACGGGGGUGGACAAUGUGUACGAACGCUUAAAUUGGAUGGUACGCCAGGUCCAGCAACUUUACAAGCCGAUCAAUCUCGCUCGGACGCCAGGGUCGACACACUUCUUCUAGCUCAUGAGAGGAGGAUACCGAUCGUGUUGAUUGCUGGAAAGGGAUAUGAGGGGUUACCGUGGCAGUUGGAUUGUGCCUAUGUCAUUUUGGGAUGGUAUUGGAUAUCCCUCACCUGGGUCGAAGCUGAAUGGCCACCUCUGGGUGUGAGCCCGCCAAAGGAGAGAGACUAUUUUUAUCGAGUGAAAAUACGAUUCGAUUGGGUCGAGAGCCAAGGUACACCAUGGUGGAUCAAUUCGAAGAAUUUCACGAAUAUCCCGGAUGCUGCUGAUAUCGCGAUACCACAUUCUGAUACUUGGAAGAAAUGGUCAAGAGAAAGUUCACCAUUGACGCCUUUACCCAGCGAAGGGGGUGAGAUUUCGUACAAGGAUAUCCGAAACGAUGUCAACCUACCAAAAGACGGAUCAUGUUGUAACGAAGAGAACAGGACGAACGAUGAUUUGUGUACACCGAAGAAGAUGGACGUCUCAUCUUUACUAAAUCCUAUUGGUCUGCCAACUCCGCCUCAUAGCUCUCCCAAAAGGUCAAAUCACCUGAAAUCUUCGACACCUCCUUCACCCUGUUCGUCAACAACACAUCGCCAGUUUUGGCCAGGGGACCAGUUUCUGUCAACCACCCAACCACUUUUGACGUUUACAGAACAUUCGCUCAAACGCUCUCCGUUCCCUGCCCCGACGACUUGCACAUCAUGUCAUCGACCUAUCGUACGGAUAUACCAAGAAGGCUUAAUCUGCUUUCAACCGGAAUGUCAAGCUUUCUUCAUGCUUGACUCCCCCAUCGGUAGUCUACCUAUCCCACCUGGAUUCUCCUUAUCUUACGAUGAAGAUUCUCUCAAACCUCGCGGUACACCUCCUGAAGUCUUGAUUCCAUAUAGUGUAGUUCCGCAGGAACCGGUCAGAGUGGUUCCUGAGACGGAAGAGAUGGAAGGUGAAGUUGGAGGAAGGACCUUAUGGAGAGGCUGGGUAUGUAGGAAAUGCGGGAGAGCGAAUUGUAGAUAUAGAUGGGAAGUAUGGGAAUGUCGGAAUUGCGGAAAUACUCUGGGGCUUGUUGAUCCAUCUCGGAUCAUCGUCAAAAAGGAUCUUCCUCAUAUCCCGCCCUCGUUUUUAGGGGAUAGUCAGAUCGAUCCCUUGUCUGGUAUAACGUCGAGGAUAAGAUCGAUAAGUGAGAUUGGUGGUGUUUGUAUAGUGUAUGAUCUGCCAUAUGCAGGCAAAGUAUAUCAUCUCAUUCAACCUGGUUGUCAUCUUGCCGAUGAACUCCUGCAAGAUUACCAGAAAGCUGCCAAUGAAGGGGGAUGGUUCCAGCGAAGACCCCUAAAAGGUACGACAGUCAAAGGACAAUUUCUCGCUCAGCAUUUCGCAGUGAAUUACGGUGCUGCAUACAAAUAUCAGGUCGAUACGUUAUCUUAUCCAUUUGAGGAAUCGCCAGAAUGCGUUACUAGAUCGUUGGACUUGAUAAAUGAUAGAGUGAAGAUGAUAUUAGACGAAGAAUUAGCAUUCAACGAAAUUCUCAGUGUGAUGUAUAGAGAGGGUCAAAAGAUGAGUUGGCACGAUGAUGGAGAGGCUGGUCUCGGUCCUAUAGUCUCAUCUCUAUCGUUAGGUAAUCAAGCGAUCAUGUCAUUCCGACUGAAAACACCUCGAGUAAACCCUAAUCAAACGUAUUAUAAUGGUAUGGCAGAUAGGGAAAGUAAGAAGAUAUCACCUACUGCUUUGAGUUUCACUCUUUCUCACGGUGACAUAAUGAUAAUGCAAGGAAGUGAUAUACAGAAGAAAUACGAUCAUAAAGUCAUCCCGAUGGGCUUCAGGAUAGCUUCGACUGCUAGAGUUAUAGGUAUGCCGUAG
Messenger RNA from Kwoniella botswanensis, 3030 nucleotides. RefSeq lists its product as uncharacterized. The coding region runs from base 1 to 3030 and encodes 1009 amino acids. Lineage: Eukaryota; Fungi; Basidiomycota; Tremellomycetes; Tremellales; Cryptococcaceae. The transcript is spliced from 15 exons. Gene Ontology annotation, biological process: DNA repair; DNA alkylation repair. Gene Ontology annotation, molecular function: cytosine C-5 DNA demethylase activity; ferrous iron binding. The record is from RefSeq and is a predicted model, not a curated record.